Messenger RNA from Lagenorhynchus albirostris (white-beaked dolphin), 488 nucleotides. It is a transcript of the gene FAM229B, whose product is annotated as family with sequence similarity 229 member B. NCBI's taxonomy places the organism in Eukaryota, Metazoa, Chordata, Mammalia, Artiodactyla, Delphinidae. The record is from RefSeq and is a predicted model, not a curated record. The transcript has 3 exons. The coding region runs from base 150 to 401 and encodes 83 amino acids.
UUUUACGUCCCAAGGCCGCGCCAAGUGCACGUGCGUCUCACCGUUACCAUAACGACUGGUCGUCCCGACAGCAGAUCUUCGCUGCCCUAUGAAUGUCUGAGCAACUGCAGCUCCGGGGCCUCGGGUCAUUGGCUGGUUUUCAGUGAAUUAUGCCUUUUUGGUUUGGGACCCAGCCAAGGAGGUUUCCAAUGGAAGGGGGAGAUCCUUCAGUUGGGCUGGAGCCUGGGCUGAGCUCCAGUGCUUCCUGUAACGGGAAAGAGAUGUUACUAACCAGGCAACUCCGAAGAUGCCCUGGAAAUCAUUGCCUGACAAUAACUAAUGUUCCCAUCACUGUCUUUGCAACAAUGAGAAAGCCACCUGCACAAAGCAGCAAGGAAAUGCAUCCUAAAUGCCAUCAUUAAGUCUUUUGUAGAGGUUUGACUAGGUCAAGGGUAAUGGACCAGUAUCAUCUUAUGAUCUGGUAAGCAAAUAAAAGUGGUGGCACCUUU